Molecule: messenger RNA, 1281 nt
Organism: Gilbertella persicaria
Lineage: Eukaryota; Fungi; Mucoromycota; Mucoromycetes; Mucorales; Choanephoraceae
Product: interferon-related developmental regulator-domain-containing protein
Exons: 5
Coding region: 1-1281 (426 amino acids)
Source: RefSeq, a predicted model, not a curated record
AUGCCUCCAAACUCUUCAAAAAGAAGUGCAAAGUCGACUUCAAAACGUGAGAGCCAAGAAGUGCCCGAGAUCUUGAACUGGAUUGACAAGCUCAAUCAAGCUAUUGACGAUCUUUCUGAAAGUAGAACAAGUACUCGAGAGGAAUCGCUCGAAAUAGUUGUGGAUACGUUUGCUUGUCACCAUGUCUUUUCGCAAAUAGAAAAUCGAAUCGAAGAAAUUUUAGGUUUGCUUAAAAGAUCACUUUUGAAACAUGGAAGCACAAAAGAGGCUUGUCUAGCCGCAAGAGCAAUUGCAUUAGCCUUUGUUAACUUGAGUGAGGUCUCUGAGACUGAAGCAGACGAUUUAUACCGAAGAAUCUUACCCUCUCUAAGAAACACAAUCAAGGACAGUGAAGACAUAGCCAUCAAGAUUAAUUGUCUUCAAACAUUGUCAUUGAUUACUUAUACCGCAGCUUCUGAUAUUGAUAAGCAAUUAGUCCGAGACUAUCUUUUUGAUUUGAUCGAGACAGAUGGUGCUGAUUUCAAUGUAGAGCACUUUUCAACUCAAGAAUUAGACGAUUUGUUUUGUGCGGCCAUUCAAGCUUAUGGCGUCUUGUAUGCAUCAUCUUUUACUUCAGGAUUUGUUGAUUUUGAUGUGCUAUGGGAGGAGCUAGAAAAGGUUAUGCCAGUGCAUGAAAUUAUGCUUGAAUCCUCAGACAAAGAUGUUCGGAUUGCUGCAGGAGAAAACAUUGGACUUAUGUUUGAAACUGCAAACAUUUUUUUACUAGCAGACAAUCAAGAAGAGGAAGAAGAGGAAGGGGAGACUGUGAAACCAGAAUAUGAUAAUAUGGAUGGUUUGAUACACACUCUUAAAGAAUUGUCUGUUGAUAGCAGUCGUCGUCGAGCAAAGAGUGAUAGAGCAGAACAGAAAUCAAUAUUCCGUGAUAUCGUCAAGAGCGUUGAAGAAAAUAUCAAGCCUGUUGAAGAGCUUAAGAUCAAUGGAAGAGUAUUAAGUUUUCGAGGAUGGGCCAAAAUUUUGCCAUUAAAUGCGUUUAGAAGAAGUCUUCAUCAAGGACUUCAACAUCACUUAAAGACAAAUUUAAUGAUGAAAGAAAUAUUUCACUAUACAACAGGAUAUGCUUCUCGUCAACAAUUCACAGAUGAUUCAGAUGAUGAAGACGGUUACGAUGUGUCUGCACUUAGCAAUGUAGACAGAAAAUACUUGUUUGAAGAAAACAAGAAGAAUAGAUCAAAGCAAAUCCGAAAUGCACGAUUAGGAAAGGAAAACCCUCCAGUUUAUUAG